Molecule: messenger RNA, 315 nt
Organism: Pipistrellus nathusii (Nathusius's pipistrelle)
Lineage: Eukaryota; Metazoa; Chordata; Mammalia; Chiroptera; Vespertilionidae
Source: the annotation of a GenBank genome assembly
AUGAGAGAGAGAGAGAGAGAGAGAGAGAGAGAGAGAGAGAGAGAGAGAGAGAGAGAGAGAGAGGGAGAGAGAGAUAUGAGUGUGUGUGUGUGUCUGGAUGUCUGGUUUCUUGUUUUGGAAAAGGUAUUCACAUUCUGGAAUGGAAAUGUAGCCACUGAAACCAGCAAAAGAAAGAUUUUCUUGUCACUUUCUGCUUUCUACUUUCUCAAUCACAUUCAGAGAGUGAGACGGAAAUGUCAUCAGAGAUUUUGGGUACAUUAUAGGUUGUUCACUGAAAAUGAAAUUGUUGUUAGAUUUUUAUUUUCAAAGGAGUGA